Molecule: messenger RNA, 1497 nt
Organism: Melampsora larici-populina 98AG31
Lineage: Eukaryota; Fungi; Basidiomycota; Pucciniomycetes; Pucciniales; Melampsoraceae
Exons: 9
Coding region: 1-1497 (498 amino acids)
Source: RefSeq, a predicted model, not a curated record
AUGCCUUCAGCCAAGAAGCGCUCGAAACAAAGUUCAAGCUCAAAGCCAACAACUCGCCAAUCUGCUCGCAAGAAGCGCAACCAGUCUCCAGACCCCAGCACCGAUGGGGAACAAUCUGAUACCUCUCGAGAUGACAGCAAAGAAAAUUCUGAUGAAGACAACGACAAACAUCCAGACAAAGACGAAGAUUCAAACAUUAAUCUCAAAAACGCUGUACUUCCCACUCUAGCAAACUAUGCCACCGUAGGUGUGGAAUGGACUGAUACCUACUUAGACAAAGUACUGGCUAGACGAAAGAUUGGAUCAAACAACCGACCUUCACAAGACAUUCUCUUGGAAGCUCAAGCGCUACAGGACACCUUCGAACAAUCGCUCAAGAUGCUAAGUCUUGCCGGGCACGUCAGUUAUCCCACCUUGAGGGCAGCCCUGUUCCUCGGACCUAGUCAACGUGCUACCACAGCGUACGAUACCUACCGAGCAUACAGCAAGAAGAACACCCAGGAAACAGCUAUGCCACCUCGCAAUACUCGUCCCGGUUUUGCACCACGUAACAAAGCUAUUGGGAAUGUGUGGACCAGCCUUGAUACCCUACAAAAAGCUAUCUUCCACCCCCCCUUCUUCAAACGAUUAGCUGAAGCUGUCUUACAGCCAGAUAGUGUUCAAAGCUCAAUACCAGCAACCGAAGAUUCUCUCAACCCCUCUGAUUUAACUUCCUACAUCCCAACCUUCCGCGAGCUAGUCAAUAUGCGUAAGGUUGAACGUCAUUUCGAACGUGGAUCACUCGGCAUUCCACAGAGUGUACAAAGUGAAAAGAAAGGUCGUGACAAGGUGGGCAAAGUUGUCAAACAACUUCAUGCACUGCAUGCACAGUUUCAAAUCGAAUUUCAUCUUCUUGUGUCAUCGUUCACCCCAAAGACUAAACUUGCCAAGGCUCUAUGGAUGGAGGAGUACACGUCUUGUGAUCGAUGGGCACAGUUGGUCAAAUCUGAGCAUCAUUUACUUGAAAAUUUUGCCAAGAGAGUCCACUCAAUAUCCAUCAAGAUCCAGUGCCCAUUUCGUCUUACAGGCAAAUUGGAUGAAACAACCAAUACCUGGGAGCUCCACCACGUUCGAAUCGGUCACAAUCAUGGACCGGCGGACACAGAGGCAAAGCAAAUGUCUGUAGCUGUUCCUAUUGUUCCUAAUAUAGUUUAUACACAGGAAAUCGACAGUCGUGCUAAAAUCGAGAGUCGUGCUACACGCAUCUUGCAACUGUCACCAAGAAGACAGGACAUCAUAUUACAGGAGUUGGACAAACUCAUAAAUCAACACAGUACCAUACAUUCGGUCACAAGUCCUCCAAAGGUCAAUGAGGCUGAUUCCAACGAAGAUGAAGUUGCUCUAGCCCUUGGAUUUUCGAAAGACUUGGAUAAGAGUGCCACCGACAAACAUGUAGGAUUUUGUCUUCAGCAACAGUCAACCCAAGACGACUCGCCUGACUUAGAACGUUCACUCUAG